This is a messenger RNA of Vigna umbellata (rice bean), 3204 nucleotides long. RefSeq lists its product as uncharacterized. The record is from RefSeq and is a predicted model, not a curated record. NCBI's taxonomy places the organism in Eukaryota, Viridiplantae, Streptophyta, Magnoliopsida, Fabales, Fabaceae. Gene Ontology annotation, biological process: regulation of gene expression. Gene Ontology annotation, cellular component: peroxisome. Gene Ontology annotation, molecular function: RNA nuclease activity.
ACCAUAAAUCCCAAGAAUCCUACCCUCACCCCCACCAUCUUCUUCAUCUAACUCCGUUUCUCCCGUCACUCACAAAAGGAAAGGUCGAAGACGCCGCAACUUACUAACUCUGUCAGUCAGAGUGUUCAUCAGGAAUUCGAAGAUAUUAGGGUAUUGAAGAGAUCGGCGUCAUGGGCGGAGAUGGAGCGACGGCCAACGCGGAGGCGCAGUACGCCUCUGCAAAGACAUCGGUGUGGUGGGACAUCGAAAACUGCCAUGUGCCCAAGGGUUCGGAUCCGCACGCGAUCGCGCAGAACAUCAGCUCCGCGCUGGUCCGCAUGAAUUACCGUGGCCCUGUCUCCAUCUCCGCCUACGGAGACACCACGCGCAUCCCACCCUCAGUACAACACGCGCUCUCCAGCACCGGAAUUUCCCUCCACCACGUCCCUGCCGGCGUGAAAGACGCAAGUGACAAGAAGAUUCUUGUUGACAUGCUAUUCUGGGCCGUGGAUAAUCCCGCACCCGCCAAUUAUUUAUUAAUUUCGGGUGACCGAGACUUCUCAAAUGCUCUCCAUCAACUUCGGAUGAGGAGAUAUAAUAUUCUUCUUGCGCAACCUCAGAAGGCAUCAGCACCCUUGGUUGCUGCUGCCAAGAGUGUAUGGCUUUGGACUAGCCUCUUAGCUGGAGGACCUCCUCUGUCUAAUGGUGAAUCGCAACAACUUGGUAGUGGUAGCCUAAGCCAUGUUUCAUCUUCUGACUCCUUACAAGUUCCAGUUACAAGUACUGCUCAGAUGCAGCAACAAGUAGAAUCCUAUUCAGAAGUUCAUGCAGGAAAUUCAAAAUUUCCAAAUGGAGGCAGGGGAUUCGAUACUAGGUUUCAGGGUAAACCUAAUUGGAGAAGCCCGAGUCAAUCAAAUGCACCCAGAGCCGUGAAUCCACCACCAUCUGGACUUCAAGAUAAUCGUAAUAAUAUAAACUCUUAUCGACCUGGCAACUUUAAUCCAAAUGUUCCGUUGAGUGGAUCUGCUACAAAUUAUGUUCAUGGCAACACUGAUCAGUUAUGGAGCAGUAAUAGUAAUCUACAGGGCAAUCAUCAAGUUCCUUAUUCCCAGCCAUUAAGACCAAAUAACUUCCCAUUGCAGCCUCCUUUUGCGCCUAGUAAUUCAUAUACUCCAAAUCCCCAUACUUUUGCACCUCCAAUGGUGCCACCUAGAACUGGUGGUCCCAAUUUCAACUCAGGGCCACAAACCAAUGUGCCAGAUAUUGGUAAUCUAAACAUUUCGGGAUAUCCUAAUAGUGUUCAUAACCCACCUUCUAUUCAACAACGGAAUGGAGAUUUGAAACAAAAUCCUAAUAGUAGUGCUCCACAUGUUUUAAGAUCAAUUGAUGAAAAAAAUGGACAUGUGGUACGUAACAGUGGCACACAACAAUUACGCCAAGGUUAUCAACAUGGUCCAGAAUAUCAACCAAUGCUACCGGCAGCAAUGGGUAAUAAUAAUCCUCCUGGUAGUGGUAUGUGGGGUACUCCAGGAUGUCCUAAGCCUUCUGAAUAUGUACAAGGCCUAAUAGGGGUUGUUUUACUUGCCUUGAACUCACUGAAAAAUGCAAAGAUGAUGCCAACUGAGGCAAAUAUAACUGAUUGCAUCCGUUUUGGAGAUCCCAAGCACCGCAACACUGAUGUUAAGAAGGCUCUUGAAAGUGCUAUUGAGCAGAAUAUGGUUGUGAAACAGAAUUUAGGUGCUUUGCCAUUGUAUGUUGGUAAGAAUGAUAAACUAUGGAAAUGCGUCAAUCCUUUAGGUGGUAAUCCUAAGCAGCGCUCAAAAGAAACAUGGGAUCAAAUUGAAAAGUUUUUAACAACUCCUGCUGGAAGAUCAGCAAUAAUGGCUACUCUGUGCAAGUACGAAGCAGGUAUUGUGAUUAAGAAUAUGUGCUUCAAAGAUCUUGCUUUGGGUGAUGUCCUUCAGAUAUUGAACAUGUUAAUUACCCAUAAAAAAUGGAUUGCACAUCAUCCGUCUGGUUGGCAACCACUUAGCAUUGCUCUACCUGAGACAAACCCUGAUUCAGGGGUUGUGGCUAGAGUAUAACCACAUUCUGAUUAUGGUAAUGGAAAGGCACCCAGAGAAAACUCAAUGAAUAUAGUACAAGUCAGUGCUCUAGGAAUUUUGAUGGCAUAAUCCUUUCUUUCCCUCUGAAUCAAAAAGGUAGGUAGUAAUGGUGAACUGAAAUACAAAAAGCAUCUUCAGUGUUGUUUAUGGUUAUUGUUAAAGCCUUUAGCUGGUCUUUAAGGUGAAAUGAAAGCAGCUUUGGACAAUAAUUGAAAUAUACCAAACACUUAAGUUUGGUCUGGUUGUUGAGGUUUCUACGAUGGCCUGCUAUGCAUCGCAAUGGAUCUAUCUUGGAAUUAGUGCGACUUCUUUUGUCAUGAGCUUCGACGCAACUUUUAUCUUCCUACAGAUUAUUAUAUUUUGCCUGGAGUUUGCCUUAUUUGGCUGAACUCUUCGGAUCGUUUUAUUGAUAUAUUUUAAGUAGUUUCCGGGAUGCUGACCAAGUAUCUGUCUUGCACUUCUGCUGGAUAUUGAUGGACCUCUGAUCUAGUUAGGUAAACCAUCCUCAAUACUCUCUUUAUCACUUGGAAAGUGAUCUAUCUACUCAAUCAAAUUCUUCAGGGUGAACUGUGGAAUGCAAGUCCUGAAGCUGUUGUAUUGCCUUAUUUUGUUCGUUGGUAGUUGCCUGUCUUCUAAAUGCUGCAGGAAGUUAAACCACUGUACAGAGAACACUUAAUUUGCACAAAAUUCAAGGUGACCGCACUCUUAAAAUUCUGCAUGAAGCUCUUGAUUUGUUAUCUCAACACCAAUACUCAAUAUGUUUAUGAUCUGGGAAUUUGACUAUGAAAAUCACGUUACGGAGUACUAAAAAUGAUUCAAAGAUGGUGAAAUCAAAUGGUAGGGCUUCCUGAUGGUGCCUACAGAGUUGUGAUAUUAACUAUACAUAUGCAGUUAGCUUCUGGAUACCUGGCUUAGUGCGCUGAAUUGGGUAAUGUAGUGGGGGAAUUAAUCUGGUCUUGCCGCUUCCUAUACCUUUUCAUGUUAUCGGAAUUUAAAUUUCCAAUGUAUCAUAUUGUUUAAUCAUAUGCCUUCAGCUUUGAGUUAUAUUUUGACUUCUGUUUGUUGAAGAUGAUCUGGGUGGAUGUCCUUAUGAAUGGAACAGAGUUCAAUUUGUGGUUAA